Messenger RNA from Musa acuminata AAA Group (dessert banana), 1869 nucleotides. Its product is annotated as CMP-sialic acid transporter 5-like. The record is from RefSeq and is a predicted model, not a curated record. Bases 396 to 1688 code for a protein of 430 amino acids. Gene Ontology annotation, cellular component: Golgi membrane. Gene Ontology annotation, molecular function: pyrimidine nucleotide-sugar transmembrane transporter activity. Gene Ontology annotation, biological process: pyrimidine nucleotide-sugar transmembrane transport. The transcript is spliced from 15 exons. Lineage: Eukaryota; Viridiplantae; Streptophyta; Magnoliopsida; Zingiberales; Musaceae.
AGUUCUUCCCCACAUCGUCGCCUUCGCCUCUCCCGCUUUCCGGUUAUUCUCCUCUCCUUUCUCUUCCUGGCGUCCUUGGAAUCUGGAUCUUAAGAACCCUACUGUUCUCUGGAUCCCAUCAAGAAGUACUCCAUUCUCGUGAUCGCGGCCGGAUCUGAGGGCUGUGCGGGUUAGAUCCCUCUUCCGAUUGGGCUCGAUCGGAUCAGAUCUGGUCUCGGGCCCUUUGGUUCUGGGAGGAAUGCAAUUGAAGCUGCGCUAGGUGGAUCUGGAUCUGGAUCUGGAUCUGGAAUCUCGGUUUGCUACAGUUUUGACUUGAUAUCACGAGAACAGUUUGAUUUCUAGAUCUAUUGGCCAGGUGGUGGCCAAGUAAUACUUGCAAAAGGUGUACUUUUGAGAUGCUAAAGAACGGGAUGGUAGAAUGCAGUGUUUGUCAUUCCAAAAUAGUCUCGCCAAGCCCAAGAUCUGUAUCAAGGGCAUAUGAUAAGCAUAGGAGCAAAGUAUCAUCCAGAUAUCGUGCUCUUAAAUUUCUUCUUGUUGUGGGUGAUUGUAUCUUGGUUGGUCUUCAGCCUAUACUAGUCUAUAUGUCCAAGGUGGAUGGGAAGUUCAAUUUUAGUCCCAUCAGUGUAAAUUUUUUGACAGAAGUUGCAAAAGUUCUCUUUGCCAUCAUUAUGUUAUUAUUCCAGGGUAGACGCCAAAAGGUUGGAGAGAAACCCCUUCUAUCAAUUUCUACAUUUGUACAGGCAGCUCGGAACAAUGUCCUUCUUGCUGUUCCUGCUCUUCUAUAUGCAAUCAAUAAUUAUCUAAAGUUUACCAUGCAGCUAUACUUCAAUCCUGCUACUGUGAAAAUGUUGAGCAACCUGAAGGUUUUGGUGAUCGCUGUCCUUUUAAAGAUAAUAAUGCGGAGGCGUUUUUCCAUAAUUCAGUGGGAGGCUCUUGCGCUUUUGCUGAUUGGGAUAAGCGUAAAUCAACUCCGAUCACUGCCUGAGGGUUCCACAGCACUGGGUCUUCCAGUUACGAUGGUUGCUUAUGUGUAUACAUUAGUUUUUGUUACUGUUCCAUCAAUGGCCUCCGUCUACAAUGAAUAUGCUCUGAAAAGCCAAUUUGAAACAAGUAUUUACCUUCAGAACUUAUUUUUGUAUGGAUAUGGUGCAAUAUUCAACUUUUUGGGCAUUGUAGGGACUGCCCUUUUCAAAGGACCUAAUAGCUUUAAUAUCCUCGAAGGCCACUCAAAGGCGACGAUGUUUUUGAUAUUUAACAAUGCAGCACAGGGCAUACUUUCAUCAUUCUUCUUCAAAUAUGCCGACACAAUCUUGAAGAAGUAUUCAUCUACUGUUGCCACAACUUUUACUGGCAUCGCAUCUGCUGCAUUAUUUGGUCAUACAUUGACCAUGAACUUCAUCUUGGGGUUAUCCAUAGUUUUUAUAUCUAUGCACCAGUUCUUCUCUCCGAUUGCGAAAGUAAAAGAUGAGACACCACUUAGAAAAUUAGAGAUGAUGGAAGAUCAACAUCCAAGGUCAAAGGAAGCUUCUUUCAUAGACAUGACUGCUGGUGCUGCUGAAGAUGUAUACUCGGAGAGUUCUUUUUUAUUGACCUAUAGAACACAGACGAGCUACCGAGUGGAUAAAAAAAAUACAAAUGAGUUACCAAGAAUAGUUUUUUUUGGCUUCUGUUGGAAAAUCUUAUUGUGAUCUGAUGUACAAGAUAAGGAACAAAGUCAGCAGUUCAAGCAGGUUGAUCAAACAUCAGUCAUGAUAUUCAAAAAUUAGACUUCUCCUAGCAACAUAUUGUUAUUUCAGCUAUAUUUACGUGAAAAUAUGGAAGCACAUUUCUAUAUUCUUUUAAUGGAUUAAUUACUCCAGUUACAUUGCA